AUGUCUUACGAUGUUGUGACAGUGAACAUAGAAAGGGAAGAGGUUUGCCUGCCACAUCUUGACCCCCAUCUCCUUAGCACCACCACGGGAGGCUCAGAGGCCUCGUGGCGAGAUUGCCUGCUGCCCUUCGGACUGUUGUUGGGCAUCAUCGGGGUGGCAGCCACCAGUGUGGCAUGUGCCCGUGAUCCUCCGGGCUCUGUACUGGCUAUACUGGGGUUCACCUUGCUUGGGAUUGGGGCGCUGGGAGUGGCUACCAGCUGCUGGUGCCGGCGUUACAGGAGGCGGAAGAGAGAGUGGGACGGCAGCUGGUCCGUGCUGGUGGGGGAUACACAAGCAAAGAAAGCGGUCGUGUGA
This is a messenger RNA of Euleptes europaea (tarantolino), 354 nucleotides long. RefSeq names its product transmembrane protein 100-like. NCBI's taxonomy places the organism in Eukaryota, Metazoa, Chordata, Lepidosauria, Squamata, Sphaerodactylidae. The record is from RefSeq and is a predicted model, not a curated record. The coding region runs from base 1 to 354 and encodes 117 amino acids. The transcript has a single exon.